GUAGAAAAUGAUAUAAAUUUUCGCCACGGUGUUCACAUUGGUAAAAGAAAGUACUUUAUCUUUUUGUGUCACGCGCUCUCGGUCCCAGACUUUCCAGAGAUAGGAAAGGCCGAGACACUGAAAAUAAAAAGCCACAAUUCUGUUGCUCACCGCGAACUCAUGCUUCAAGCACAUGUCUAGGUUGCGUUGAGCCUCCUUUCUCCAAAACAAGACCACCCUAGUACUGCUUACCGUUUGUGCCUUCAUGUCGGUGUCCUACUGUCCUUAGCUUCUGAUGAUUCGCGGCCCGUCGCAAAUGUAGAGCUAUCGGAAUCGCUCUUUGCUGGCUCUCCAGCAGCCUCCAUCGGUGUCGCUUCCCCUUUCGCCAGGCAGCCGCUGAACAGCAACAUCACCCUCGCCUCGGCGCUCAGGAGCUGCCCGGGUUGCCUCCCCUAGUACAAACCUGUCUCAUGGAUAUGGUACCCGCCAGGCACUGCAGAGCCAAAAACUCUAGCAGCAACCUGCAGGCGUCCAUAGCAAGUGAGGGGCACACACAGCAUCACGACCAUGGACGGUACAUGGAGAGGUUUGACCGGCAAGAAGCGCCUACUGGCCGUCACCGGAAAAGCGAUACUAUGUACCCUGGGCCUGCCAAAAACUGCCCAGGUGGCUACCGUGAUUCGUUUGACACCGGAAUGGGCAACGCGCCCAGGGAAGCAUUAGAUGCCCUUGGAAUGGAGUUGGAGAACGAGGUCGAAGACGUGCUGCAACAACAAAUUAUGACGUUUGGGGGCUUCUGCGACCUUCUGCGCGGAGUCAUUCUGGACGAAUCAGCGGCGAACGCGCGUGCCCUCGUCACGAGGGCCUCGUGUCGAAAUGCCUGGGCAAGCGGGCCGACUCCUUCACUCUGAGCGUUGCUAGGUUUGUCCAGCACUUGCAGACAAUGGUGCUGAGAGACUCGGAAAGGCCUGCGAAAAAGGAGCGGAAGGAGGCUGGCAAGCCUGCUGCGUCGGAUGUACCUGGCUGUAUCACGGGGCCGCUCACUCUCCUGUUCGGAAGCAUCAAGAAGCACGGCGAUGCGUCGAGCCUCAACAAGGCGUUUGCCCUGGUGCUUGCCUCCGCAGGCUACCAGUGGGCGGAUGUGAACAGCGUGAAGAGCGGCAAGGUUCAGACCGAAAAGGCGGGUAGCAUUGACGUGGUCCGCUACGUCAAGACUUGGACCUACAACCUGGUGGAGCGUGUCGGAGGUGCAGAGGCCAAGCAGCUUUACCGGAGCGGGGACCAGAAAAUCUGUGACGCUGUAGAACGCCGCUGCAUGGAGCUCAUCAAAAACGCAAUGCAGAACUACCAGGGAGCUGUAGCUCAACGGAAGGCUAACAUGCAGCCCUUCAAGGUGCCCCACCCGGUCGAGGACCCGGCGGUUGACAAAGACGCCGUCGUGAAGAACACCAAGGCGCUCCCGGACUUGGCCUCGGAGCGCCUGCACUCUGAGCAGCAGCAGGCUGCGGCUCGCCGCCGCAGUGUCCUGAGCGCCCAGUGGAGCCAGCAGCAAACAGCCGGCAUGUCAGUGAAGACCACGACACGCAAGGGGGCAGGCAGCCAGCAUGAUGGACUGGCGGGCGCCGCGGUGGACGGCAGCAUGACUGGGAGUAGCCCUGGUGGUUCAGCGGCGGACAAAGGAAACGAGGAGGGGCGGCAGCUUCCUGUCCAUGGCAAGCAGAACACAGCUCGGCCGCCCGCCAAGCCUUCUGCGAGCGGCGUGAGGCAGAAAGCAGGAGAUAAGCGUCCGGAGCUGGAGCAUGAGACUGCUCAGCGGACCAGCAGACCGAGGCGCACAUAGUCUUGCAGGGUAGCUAGCUGCUGCAGUACAGGGAGGUUAGGGAGCGUAAUGGCAUUCAUAUAAGGGGGAUAAGGGGGGAGGGCAUCACCUUGUAUAACUGCGAUUUAGGUCGCUUAGUUGUAAGAGGGUGAUUAUGAGUGGGUAGAGGAUUGAUGGUAGGAGUGCGCAUGUGUGUGGCAUCUCAUGGAAGUAGGUUCAAAUGGUAUUGCGGAGAAUCAAUUUGGUAGAAGACGACAAUGUCAUGGCUGGAACUCGUACAGUAUUGAGCGUGCAUGGUGGAUUCAUGGGAGAUGGGGGCAAGCUGGAUGCCGUGCCACUGCUACAGGGUCGCCUGGUUCAACGGUCACGUGGAUGUCGUACUGUGGCUGGAAGAGAGCUUUGGGGCUGGGGCGAUGAGGAGGGUGGGGAGUCGGCAAUAGGUAUCUAGGUGAGGCUCGGGCGGGGUGAGGGGACGAGGCUGAUGUGUGGGGCUUGUACUGAGGAUUAGUGUAAAGUAGUUGUGUGGGUAAGCGGCAUGCUGAAAGGUUCCACUUAGAUUGCCGGCGGCUGAGGGACCUGGGGGCAAAAGCUACGUUUGCAGCGUCAUCUGGAAUCAUGGGAGGUAGGGAGAGUUGUUGCAUGGGAGUGGCAGAAGCAGCGGUAUGGUUGUAAGUUGUGAGGUAAGUUGCUGACGUAUUUGAGGAUGCGGUCCGAUGGCGUUGCUGCCUACUGGGUUGCUCACACUACCUGCACGGUCCUAGCGGUAUGGUCACUCGUGCGCAUGUCGUCCGCUCCCUUUCAUGUAUCGAUGGGCGCUUCGGCCGCCCGAUAUCAGUUGAGUGUGAACGGGACACCGGCAUGUUCCAAGUUGCCAUCUGGCGCAAGCCGUAACUUGAUUGCAAUAGUCAAUCAUGUAAUAAACUCCUACUGUGUUCUGUGUAAGACCGCAUAGCAAAG
This is a messenger RNA of Astrephomene gubernaculifera, 2755 nucleotides long. The record is from the annotation of a GenBank genome assembly. NCBI's taxonomy places the organism in Eukaryota, Viridiplantae, Chlorophyta, Chlorophyceae, Chlamydomonadales, Astrephomenaceae.